AUGACAGCCUAUCCCACUCUUCCAGCAACCACUCUCGCCAGUCUCGCCGUGCGCGCACCCGAGAACCCAGACGACCACCAUCGCUUCUCCUCCAAGAAGAAGAUCUAUCUCUCCCAGGCUCUGCAAGGCCUGCUCGAUGUCCCUCGAGUGCCACCUGGCACCAACAGCAACGAGUACCCUAGGCAGAACCAUGGCUCCCUCACGCAACAUGCGACGAGGGGCUACAACAACAUUAAGCCCUUGAUUUCCCAGGCUCUGUGGCCCGCCGGCGACCGCCCCUUCACGGUCUCCGAGGCACCCACCAUCCCUCCCACUGCGCCCACCCCCGUCCGCUGGGGCUUCCCUGCGCCCUCGCUUGAGAACGUUACAACUCUCGACUUGGUUCUCAAGCCCCUCCCCCUCAAUGGCGACACGGUCGCUGCUCUCAGCACCAUGUUUCAGCCGGCCGGACUCGGGACCCAAACCAUGGCGGUCCGAGCCGCCACAUUCGUCUCGCUGAGCAGGCUGCUGUGGAAAGAGCAGGACGCCAGUGUCCAGACCCGGUUGGCGGAGCAGUGGACCUCCAAUUCGAGCGUGACUCGGAAUACGUCCCUCUGCCUGGUGCUCAACCAGGUGCUUCGACCAGCUGGCCACUUCAAGACAGGCCACGACAACCGCACCGCCACCGAUGCGGUCGAGUGGUACUCCAACCAGACCAAGCAGGUCAAGGACGAGUGGCGCCACGCGUUCGCUGCCAACGCACGCAACCUGGGGUCUGGAAUCAACCCCCAGCAGUUCGCGCCUCCUCGCCCCCUUCCUCCCAGCACAAAGACCUCCUUCUACAACAAGAUGGAGGGUCUCACCUUUGCUGCUGGAGAAGAAGACGACGGUGGCGUGCAGCGACUGCACGAUUUACUUGCGGGUAUCCCGCAGGUCAAGGGCAAGGGCAGCGGCGGUCGGUGGCUCCCCCUCAACGUCGUGUGGAACCCCAAGCCGCACGAGGUGGGCCUCCCCUAUCCGCCUGGGUCGGGCCACGAAGAGCAACAUGCCGCUCUCGUGGAAGCGAUGGCGCACUAUCUGGCGAGGGUCAACUGUGGCCCCCAAAAGUUCUUCACGUCGGAGAAGGAGGCCACCCGCCAGGCCGCCGACUUUGCACGCUACGCGUUGCAGCCACUCGGAGUUAACCAGCUCCACUACAUCUGGUUUGCCCAAUGCGUGCCCUUCACGCUUGGGUACCUCCGCAAGACUGGCAUCAGUGCCACGAUUGUGGACGACACCACCCCCGGCUUUCGCAUUUACGCGAAAGCCCUCCAAGGUCGACCCAUUGACGAGGUCAUCGCCGAGCUAGUGGCGGCGGGAAUGAUGGGGGUGGUGGGGUCGGGGGAGGGGAAGCCGAAGAAGCCGUCAGCGCAGAGGAAUUGGCAAUCUGGGAGCAGCGUGGCCACGGCGCUCCUCUGUCCGUGUACCCGCCCACCGCCGAUGGCGGGUCAUACCUUCCUCGGCUGCCGAAGGAGCCGAAAGCCUUGUGGCCGCAGCUUGUUCAGGAGAACGGCCUUGUCGUCCUCCGACAUCGAAAACGCCUGGAACUCUCCUCCCAUCAGGAGAGGACCGGACCCGCACGCCACGCCGAUGGUGUUGGCAACAGUCUUGAAGAAGACGAUGUCCACCGCGACGUCACGACCGAUUGCCUGGUCGGUCUGUCAAGGGCUUGCCGAGCUCCAAGGGUGA
Molecule: messenger RNA, 1707 nt
Organism: Apiotrichum porosum
Lineage: Eukaryota; Fungi; Basidiomycota; Tremellomycetes; Trichosporonales; Trichosporonaceae
Exons: 6
Coding region: 1-1707 (568 amino acids)
Source: RefSeq, a predicted model, not a curated record